AUGUUCAUGUCUAACAAUGCCUGCUUGGUACCUACUUCCUUUUGGCUCACUGGCAUCCCAGGGCUGGAGUCCCUGCACAUCUGGCUCUCCAUCCCCUUCGGCUCUAUGUAUCUGGUGGCUGUAGUGGGGAAUGUCACCAUUUUGGCUGUGGUGAAGGUGGAGCGCAGCCUACACCAGCCUAUGUACUUCUUCCUAUGCAUGUUGGCUAUCAUUGACUUGGUUCUGUCAACCUCUACCAUGCCCAAAUUGUUAUCUAUCUUCUGGUUUGGUGCCCACAAUAUCGACCCAGAUGCCUGCUUAACCCAGAUGUUCUUUGUUCACUGUUUUGCCACCGUUGAGUCAGGCAUCUUUCUUGCCAUGGCAUAUGAUCGCUAUGUGGCCAUCUGUGAUCCACUUCGCCAUACCACAGUGCUCACCAAUGCCGUAGUGAGUCAUUUGGGCCUGGCUGCCCUCCUUCGAGGAGUACUCUACAUCGGACCCCUACCCCUAAUGAUUCGCCUGAGGUUGCCUCUUUACCGAACCCAAAUCAUUGCCCACUCUUACUGCGAGCACAUGGCUGUGGUCACCUUGGCAUGUGGUAACACAAGAGUCAACAACUUGUAUGGAAUGGGAAUUGGUUUCUUGGUAUUGAUUGUGGAUUCAUUAGCCAUUGCUGCCUCCUACGUGAUGAUUUUCAGGGCUGUAAUGGGAUUGGCUACCCCUGAAGCCAGGCUUAAGACCCUAGGGACAUGUGGUUCUCACAUUUGUGCUAUUCUUGUUUUCUAUAUCCCCAUUGCUGUUUCAUCUCUCACUCACCGCUUUGGUCAUAAUGUGCCUCCCCAUAUCCAUAUCCUUUUAGCUAACUUUUACCUCCUCAUCCCACCAAUCCUCAAUCCAGUAGUCUAUGCUGUCCGCACCAAACAGAUUAGAGAGCGACUUCUCCACAUUCUUAAGUUAGGGAGUCAUCCAAAAUAA
Sorex araneus (European shrew) is the source of this 954-nucleotide messenger RNA. RefSeq names its product olfactory receptor 52M1-like. The transcript has a single exon. Gene Ontology annotation, cellular component: membrane. Bases 1 to 954 code for a protein of 317 amino acids. Gene Ontology annotation, molecular function: olfactory receptor activity; G protein-coupled receptor activity. Gene Ontology annotation, biological process: G protein-coupled receptor signaling pathway. The record is from RefSeq and is a predicted model, not a curated record. Lineage: Eukaryota; Metazoa; Chordata; Mammalia; Eulipotyphla; Soricidae.